CAGUGUGCUGCCCGGGCGUUCAAUACGAACGGGGAUGCUGGUCUGGAGCUGUCCAGUCCCAUCAUGGUGGUCAGCAGGGAGGAAGGUCUGUGUCAACCACGCAUCUCUGGCACGGUGGGAGCUGAGCCCUUCUCUGCUAAGAUCCGCUACACCGGCCCUGACGACCCUGACUUCCCCAACCUCAUCAAACUCACUGUCAACAUGCCGCACAUGGACGGCAUGUUACCGGUCAUCUCUACGAGGCCCCUGUCCAACUUCGAGCUGACCCUGUCUCCGGACGGCACGCGCGUGGGCAACCACAGGUGCUCCAACCUACUGGACUUCAACGAGAUCCAGACGGGCCACGGCUUCAUCACCGACGCCACCAAGAACCCCGAGAUCAUCGGCGAGACAUCGCCCUACCAGUACAGCGCCGACAUGCGCUCCACCAACAGCCUGAGAUUCUACAGGAACCUGAAUCUGGAGGCUUGUCUGUGGGAGUUUAAUAGUUACUACGACAUGUCCGAGCUGCUCACCACCUGUGGAGGUUCUAUCGGGACGGAUGGACAGGUGCUGAACCUGGUCCAGUCCUAUGUGACUCUGCGCGUGCCUCUCUAUGUGUCCUAUGUCUUCCACUCCCCCGUCGCCGUGGGAGGAUGGCAGCACUUUGACCUGCAGUCAGAGCUCAAGCUCACCUUUGUGUACGACACCGCCAUCUUGUGGCAGGACGGAAUCGGCAGCCCGCCGGAGGCUGAACUACAAGGAUCCAUGUACCCCACCAGCAUGAGGAUCAACGAGGAGGGACGUCUGGUGGUCAACUUCAAGACUGAGGCCCGCUUCAGGGGACAGUUUGUCAUGUCCCACCCAGGAACCACUCUGUCGUCCAUGGUGAUGUGUGCUGACCUCUCUGGCCUGACCUUCACCCUGGCCCUGAUCAGGACUGAGCCCACCUACAACCAGCCCAUGCAGCAGUGGAGCUUCGUCUCGGACUUCGCUGUGCGGGACUACUCUGGCACGUACACAGUGAAGAUGAUCCCCUGCAGUGCCUCUCCCAAUGGGGAGUUCAGCAUUCCCCCUGUGUGUCACCCACGAGAACCCCUCACCUUCCACAUGGACAUCCGCUUCCAGCAGGUGAGUGACCCUGUGGCGGCUGAGUUCAGUCUGAACACCCAGAUGUUCCUGCUGUCCAAAAGGGAGCUGUGGCUGUCAGACGGAUCCAUGGGCUUCGGAGAGAGCACCGACACAGCCUUCUCAGAGGGCUCCUCUAUAUACGGCCGUGUGAUGGUGGACCCUGUCCAGAACCUGGGUGACUCCUUCUCCUGCAGUAUAGAGAAGGUGUUCCUGUGUACAGGAGCUGACGGUUACGUCCCCAAGUACAACCCCACCAACAAGGAGUAUGGCUGCCUGGCCGACGCACCUUCACUGCUCUACAGAUUCAAGAUCCUGGACAAGGCUCAGCCAGAGACCCAGGCCACAGCGUUUGGAGAUGUGAUGUUUGGUGCCACUCUGGCCCUGGACACUCCUGGAGGCCUGCCUCUGGUCAGACAGCCUGGUUCAGACGGAUUCGCCCUGUCCUCCUCGCCUCUCUUCCAGGUGGCUGCAGGUCGGGAGUGGUUCAUCCACACCAUCUACACCGUCCGCUCCCGAGACAACGCCAACCGUGGCAUCGGCAAGCGCAGCCUGGAGUACCACCACAGCCUGUCCUCCGUGGCCGACCCUCAGCCCGACCUCCACACCUCCUCCCUGGGUCGCUACCGUCGUGCCGCCCCCACUCCGGACCUGGCCCAGGACAUCGGCACCGACAACAAUCGGGGAACCAACAUCCAGCACAUCGCUCUGGACCGCACGGACCGCCUGGUGGUGAGCCAGCGCCAGCCAUGGGGUGGACAUGACCGGGCUGGGUCGGACCGCGACUCACCCUUCCUGGAGCGCCCCCUCCUGGAGAGCUCCGGCAGGGAGCCUGUGGACACCUCCACCCUGCCCACGCUGGUAGGCCUGGCCGGGUUGAUCAUUCUCACCUGCCUGGUGGCCAUGGUGGUUAUUCUGCUGGUGCGGCGCAAGAGGAAGAACCAGAAGAAGAGCCAGUUCCCUCCCUACUCCACCUCGUCGUGCUCGGCCUACAGCGGAGGGAGUGGCAACAGCAGAGAGGGCAUGAUGGGUACUGGGAGCAGCAGCUUGGACAGCUCGGAGGUCUAGGCUCAUGACUAGAGACAGCCCUCCUACCAACACCACCCCGUCCCCGUGGCCUUCUGAUAAGACAUUGACAGUUGUCAACAGUUCCACCCUCUACCACUGCGGUGCCGUCUAAUGGCUCUAUCCAAUCCUUACCGCUGAAGCGCUAUAGAUUGCGUGAUAAAAAUGCAAAGGUCAUUUCCGAUUGAGCCGACAUAUGCGGCGUUUACCGUGAAUACAGUCUUCGCUAACUCGGGAACACUGGCUUUAAAUUUCAAUCGCGCUGUAACACUUGAACUUCAGCAAUACGGAUUGAAUAGAGCCCUAAAACAGGGCUAACCCUGCCUUCUGCUAGCACUGAAGACAGCACAGCCAGUUCGUGGGACAGUUGAUGUCAGUUGAUGUGUGUUGUGGGCCUAUAACCAGAGUAUGAAUGCAUGCAUGGCUGGCCAAGCCUGGAGAGAAAGUCAUGUGAGGAUCCAUGAACCCUCAAUGAAGUGUUUUCACCCCUUUUCCUGUGGUACAACAUGGGUUUUAGUCCCCCUCAACAACUCAAUUGUCAGAAAUCCAUUCAGGUGUGCUUUAGUUCAUGUGUCAAAUAUUAGGAGUCCCCAAGGGCUGAUGUUGUGGAGAAUACCCUUUCCAACUAUGCUAACUGCCAUAGCUGAACAUCCCAAUUAAAUCUUAAAAACAGUAAUUGCAUCUCCAGAAGGUAAAAGCAACUAAUUGUCCCCCUUGAUAGUGCAGAGCAGCUUUGAGGAGACUAUUCUGUCCUGUUUUCUUAAGAGAACUAGCCUAUCAUGUUAUUUUUGUUGUCGAUCGUUCAAUCCGUGUCAACUAAUAUUUGGUUUUUUUGAGUGCGAGAUAGAGAGCCAAGUGGAUCGAAUGUUGGGUUGUGUCGGUCCGGUCGAGGCUGGCUGUAUCAAAUGUGGUAAAUGUGUGUAUUUUCUAAUAUUGAUUGAUGCACUGCUAUGCUUUACAAAGCCCUCGGUAGUCAGCAGGUGUGCCCACUGCAGCAGAGCACAGACAUGGUGCUAUUCAAUGGGAUUGUGACGUUGUCCAUUUUAGUCAUUCACAAGUGCUUAAACUAUUCAUUCAGAAUGUUUUUAUAUAUUUUUGUUUCAGGUGAGGUUUAAAAAAUAAAAAUAAAUCACGUGUAUAUGUAUAUUGUAUAUUAUUAACUCUUAUAAGUCUGUGUACAUACCUGCAUGUAUAGGAUGUUCAAAGUCAACACAGGACAAUGCAAACAAGAAAGGUAUUAAUUACUAAACCCUGGUGCAACUUGAAGAAUAUGUUAACCCCACAUUUGAUGCCGUUUCUCAACUGAAGUAUGUGACCAUCUUGAUCUUAUGCAAGUGACAGUAUAAGUUAAUGGGUGCCAACUAGAAGGUAUAGAAAUUUGUCUCUGACCAAUUUAGAUCAAAUUGGUGACUUAUCAAUUUUGUGAUAAUUUCAAUCAAUUGUUUGAUGUCCUCCAACUUUAACUGCCAAAUACAAAUGUACUUUUCUGAA
This is a messenger RNA of Oncorhynchus nerka (sockeye salmon), 3663 nucleotides long. RefSeq names its product FRAS1-related extracellular matrix protein 2-like. The coding region runs from base 64 to 2175 and encodes 703 amino acids. The record is from RefSeq and is a predicted model, not a curated record. Lineage: Eukaryota; Metazoa; Chordata; Actinopteri; Salmoniformes; Salmonidae. Gene Ontology annotation, biological process: anatomical structure morphogenesis. The transcript is spliced from 11 exons.